AUUCUUCUCGAAGCCGAUCUACGAUAUCUUCAUAAGGCCUCGCGAUACGAUCGACCUCUCCGAGCCCCCGACGACUUUCCUUUAUAAAGAACUCGAGACACAGGCCGAGAACUAACUGAUAUGGAAUCAGUUGCAAAAGCAAGGGACCGACUCGCGAAAUAUCCCCUCUUAUACGCGAAGUGCUCGAAACAGGGCGCUUUGUACGCCCACUGCGUGCUAAUCAAAGAAAGUUCCGUGAAGAAAGACGAUUGCGCAAAAGAAUUCGCCGAUUUCAAGAAGUGUUUACAGUCGGCAGCGAAAGAUUCGAAAAUUAGGAUUUGAAAUAGAAAAAAAAAUGGAUCGCGUAUCGA
Molecule: messenger RNA, 350 nt
Organism: Bombyx mandarina (wild silkworm)
Lineage: Eukaryota; Metazoa; Arthropoda; Insecta; Lepidoptera; Bombycidae
Biological process (GO): mitochondrial respiratory chain complex I assembly
Cellular component (GO): mitochondrion
Source: RefSeq, a predicted model, not a curated record